GACAAGACAAAGCCACUUCAAAGCAGUUGGUUAAACAAGCUAAUUGACCUGAAUUUUUCUUUAAAGUUCUAUCAAUUCAAAAAUUUAAGUACAAAAAUUUGUUUUAUUUUUUGUGUCAUAAUUGCAUGCUGAGCUAAAGUUAUUUUAUAUUUUUAAUAAUAGAUCUGAUUAAAAUGAAACUUUUCUGUUUUUUAACAUCAUUUGUCUUUGUAAACGUUUCGACAGAUCAACUAACGGAUUAUAAGCGAGAGGUUAUCAUAACAAACGCGCACAUUGAGCUUGCCUAUAAUAUGAAUAAUAUUACUGUUGGAAACAAAAUUGUUGCGAAUGGGUUGGAGCAUGUCAUUAAACAAAUUGUUGUUGAUGUAGAUUAUGAAGCAAAUAUUUUAGGUUUUCAGCUUUCGGACAUUGUGUUUGAAAAUAUUAUGUUCACUGUACCGGAAUGCUUUGAAUACCUUUACAUCCUAGAAGAGGCCAUAGAAAUCCAAAAAGCUUUGCAAAAAGUUAUAACGGAUGAAUUGGGAAUUGCUGUUCCUAAUAUUCAAAACCAAAAUUUUGGAGACUUAGUUUUGUCACAACUUGGCAAGGAGAGGAGACGUAUUACUCUUAUGGCUUUAUCAAACAUGCUGAGCCAUGCAUUAGGUUUUGGAAAUAUGACCCAUCUUAUUGAACAGAGAAGAAUGCACACUACAGGAGGCAUAAAAAAUAGAAUCGUCCGUACAGUAGCUGAUAUUCAUAAUCAGGAACUCUCUAUUUUAGGGAUGUGUCGUUUAAUAGCAUUGUUUAUAAGUACAAAUUUACCAACAUCAUACAUAAAAAAUCUUAAAACUGGAGAUAAAAAAACUUGUUUCCUAUACGAUAAAAUUACAGAAUAUAAAAUAUACAGAGAUUUUGACGGCGUAUGGUGGCAAGUAAACGACAAUGACAUUGAUGAUAAACUACAACCACUCAUGGACCAGCUAUGAUAAUUAUUAAGACCAGAAAUGAAUGAAAUAACUUUUCCAAAAUUAUAUUAUAGUUACAUCAUUAUUGUAUUUAAAUAAUAUUUGCAGUUGGCACCUAUAUAUUAAAUUGAUUAUUUUAAUGUAUUUCAAUAAACAGCUGUUUUACUCACUGUUAUAAUUAUA
Adelges cooleyi (spruce gall adelgid) is the source of this 1127-nucleotide messenger RNA. RefSeq lists its product as uncharacterized. The record is from RefSeq and is a predicted model, not a curated record. Lineage: Eukaryota; Metazoa; Arthropoda; Insecta; Hemiptera; Adelgidae. The coding region runs from base 174 to 965 and encodes 263 amino acids. The transcript is spliced from 12 exons.